AUGUCAAUAGAUUCGGCGGCUCUUUUACAAACAAUAUGCACAAUCAGAAAGCAGCUCACAAGAGGAAUAACAGUUGCAAUAGAGAACUUCCAUGAACACUAUCAUCUGAGGAACAUGGAAUACUAUUGCGAGACUGACUGCUACAACGCUCCAACCAUUUCGAUUUCUCCUGGGAAAUGGGGAAUAGGAGCAUUUAGGUCUUCAAUGACAUGUGGCACACGAGGCCUUUUGACGUACGAACUCCAAAGUGAAUCCUUUGCCCUCACUGAUCGACUGUUUCUGAUCAUCGGUUGGCACGUGCCUCUUGUUGGUGACAAUAGCUUUUUCCUUCACGUAGCUCAGGUAGAAUCACCCGAUUUUCCCACAAAAGAGGCAGAAAGAGUAAGGGUAUAUGAAUUUCUAUCGCGGAAGAAGAUGAGGGCCGGAAAGAGCAUAUUUUGUUAUGUAAGCCCGGAGAUCGUUGAUGAUCAAAAGCAGCAGGUGAAAGAGAAAGAGGAUGGUAAAGCAGACAAUAUGCCCAAGAGUUGUUUGACUGUAUGUGCAUCAAUGGCUACAACCUCAAUGGCCAAUCUUAGAGUGGAGAUCCAUCCAUACCAGUUUGCACAAGAUGAACAGAAAACCGAAGGAACUAUACACAUUGCUGGACCUCCUCAAAAAUUUUCUUUUACGAAAUUAAUGGAGGAACGGUUUGCAAACGCCGAAAUUAAAGUCAACGAUGCAUUAGAAAAAUUUCUUGGAAUUAAGCCUGAAUCUACAGUGAAAGACACUAGAAAAAACAUUUGA
Paraglomus occultum is the source of this 783-nucleotide messenger RNA. Lineage: Eukaryota; Fungi; Glomeromycota; Glomeromycetes; Paraglomerales; Paraglomeraceae. The record is from the annotation of a GenBank genome assembly.